Dunckerocampus dactyliophorus (ringed pipefish) is the source of this 807-nucleotide messenger RNA. RefSeq names its product transcriptional regulatory protein AlgP-like. The record is from RefSeq and is a predicted model, not a curated record. The coding region runs from base 1 to 807 and encodes 268 amino acids. The transcript is spliced from 2 exons. NCBI's taxonomy places the organism in Eukaryota, Metazoa, Chordata, Actinopteri, Syngnathiformes, Syngnathidae.
AUGAACCAGCCAGAACUGACCCCCGCAGAGACUGUGCUCCACAGUCUUCGCGAGAUCACCGCUCGGCACGAGCGUAGACUGCGGGACUACGAGGCACCCGGAGGGAUCAUGGAGCGCCUCCGGGAGUUGAGGACCCGCAUUGCUCAGCGCAACCAGGCGGUCGGAUGCAAGGCCCACCCCCAGCCCCCUCUCCACCCUUCUGGCUCUCUUACGAACGUCUGGAAUCCGUCCCUUGAGGGGGGGGCUAUGGUCGGCGGUGCACUCUCAGCCGCACAGCUGCUUCCGGAGCGGGCCGCAGGGACGACAGUUCGCCAGACCGAGGUCAGGCCACCUCCGGUGCCCGCUAUCCUUCCACGCGGGGCCGAGCUGUUUCUCCAGCUGAGAGCAAGCCUUCGUCCUCCGUGGCUCCGCCUUCGCCUCCGGCCGAGACCAAGCCGUCACACGGACCCGGCCGCCCCCCACUUCAUCGCCGCGGAGCCGGCCGCCCUGGCCGCCUCCCACCUCAUCGCCGCGGAGCCGGCCGCCCUGGCCGCCUCCCACCUCAUCGCCGCGGAGCCGGCCGCCCUGGCCGCCUCCCACCUCGUCGCCGCGGACCCGGCCGCUCCAGACGCCUCUCACGGGACUCCCUCGCCUGCCACGCUCGCCGGCUGUACCAUCGCACGACCCAUCGUCGCCACCGGACACCUUCUCGCCGGCGGUGGGGAGGCUGGCCCGGCUUUGCCAUUCGUCCCAUGGAGGGGGGCGUUCAAGCCCAGCGACCCUCCGCCGAGCCUCCCUCCACCCACCCUGGAUUUCUUGAACAUUUGA